Xylaria bambusicola is the source of this 1179-nucleotide messenger RNA. RefSeq lists its product as uncharacterized. The record is from RefSeq and is a predicted model, not a curated record. NCBI's taxonomy places the organism in Eukaryota, Fungi, Ascomycota, Sordariomycetes, Xylariales, Xylariaceae. The transcript is spliced from 2 exons. The coding region runs from base 1 to 897 and encodes 298 amino acids.
AUGGAUGCUCACGGCGCGGAAGCCUUCACUGCAAUGGCCAAUAUGCUGAUCCAACUGGCUGAACAUGACCCUCGCUGGCGUGUUAUAGAGCUUUUCACAAUCGUGACAGCGCUCCAAGAAGGACUGCCAGCAACUCUACCACAAAAUGCGAUGGAGUUAGGCGAUUUUCGAUUCUGGCUCAACCUCCAGAAACGGGCGGCUGAGCACCUUGAAAUCGAGAAAGCGGUUUCGUCCGGUAGAGUCGCCAAUGAGCGAUCGCAGCAACAGAAAAUAGCUGUAAAGCCUGCAGACCACGACGAUGACACCAAUGGUAAUGUGUCUGACGCUAUCUCGGACACAUCGUUCACACCACCAAAGAACCUUGGAAAACACGUCCAGUUCGACAAACACGGCCGACGGCACAUAGUCCUACCGCCUCAGCCAGCUGCUCGCACGCCCUACGUGAAACGAGUCACCCAGAAUGCGGCAAGGGGGCAACAGCAACUCGAGCCGAAGCCUGCCAAGCUCACUUUUGAGCGAAAAAGAGACUUCCACAAGCCAUCGGUGGAAUAUAGCGGUAUCUCACUUGCUGUGAAGGCAGCUCGCGCCGACAAGCCCAAGGAGACCGAAAAGCACAAGAAGAAGAAGAGUCACUCCACUGGAAAGCAAGUCCAACAGAAAUGUCUCCUCGGCUUGUUGCAUCAACAUUCACCAACAGAUUCCAGACAUCAUAAAUCUUCUAACCACGCGUCGUCAGGCGACCAGGCAACGGCUGCGACAGGAGAGGCAGCACAGGCAACACAAUCAAGCGGCGACAAGAAGCCUGUCACUCUCUGGUACUCGCGUUUCAUGAAGGCCCUCUUCGAGCAGGAGGAAGACCUUCUAUUCUCUGGUCGUUGGCCCAUAAGCACUUUCUGAGUGGCCUGGCUGCUCGCUAUGGGCUCGGUGACUCUCUACUCAUCAAAACCACUUGUACAACGGAAGGAUACAGCCCAAUACCACCAGCACGAGAGGUAGCACGCCGUCAGACCCAGCAGCUGCGCUGCUUUGCUGAUCCUAAUCUGUAUCCUUGAUUUCGGAUCUGUCACAUCAUUUCCCUGCCAUUUACUGCAGAGGUGUAUAGCAUAUUAGCGAUGACUGGCGUACAGCCUAUACUAUUUUUUUCGUUUCCCUUUUUUGUAUUUUCAUUUGUCUCAAUAA